AUGGAUUACAGGCGUGGAAACGCUCGUUUUCCAGGAUACGAGAUGACAUACCCUUACAGCCCCCAGCCGCCUCCUCAAGGAUUCCCAAUGAUUCCCUUCAAUCCCCCUGUCAUGCCAGGAUUCCUUUACCAGCAGCAGCAGAAUCAGUAUUCAGGGCCAGAAAGCCCAAACCCACCCCAGAUGUUACCUCCUGAUGCCAGAUUUGGCAAUCCUCACUUUUAUCCCAUGCAAAGCCUGAGCCCUGCUCUGAUUGACCCUACUCGCCGAGCUCGUUUUGCUCAUACUCCCCUUCCUGCACCAAUUCCUCAAUUUACAGCUCAUUUCAAGCAGCCAGAGAUUCUUUCGCCUCUGACACGUGGUGCUGCUGACUCGCAGUUUGAUCAGUUGCUCAAGAUCGAAUCUCAGAACCAACUUGAUGGUCCCCGAGCCCCUGGCGUUACCAAAAGCAUCGACAAAGUUGCAUUGCCUAGCGAGAUGCCAAUAGGUAGUCUUGUUCAUCUCCAAUGUCCUCCCAAGUGGGGUGUGAUCAAAAUUGCAAAUAUCCCAUACUCGAUAACCAAGCAGGAAAUUGUGCAGUUUCUUGGUCGACAGGCUCGCCUGAUCACACCUGAUAAGGGCUGCCCUGUCCACAUAAUAAUGGAGCGCUCUACGGCUAAAACAAUGGACUGCUAUGUCGAGAUGGAAACCCCUGCCAAUGCCAAAGAGACUGUGGAUAGCAUUAAUCGGAUCUAUGAAACUGGACGUGCCCCUCGUCUGGGAAAUCGCCAUGUGGAUGUCGAAGUCAGCAACCAGGACGCUCUUUUGAAAGACCUGUUUCCACGUGCCAAGUGUGUCUCCUGGCAGGAUGGUGUGCCUAUUGUCUUCCCGAACAUAGACCCCUAUUCCACUGGAUAUGCGGGUUUGUUCACCAGCGAGGAGAUCGUCGGCGCUAUUCGUCAUGCAGAAAUACCUCAUCGUUCCCCUUUCUGUGCCAAGUGCCCGCAGCGUACCUACGAGUCCACUGUCAGCACGAUGUACAAGUUCCCCUGGUUCGCAACGAAGAUCUACACGGUUCAUGAUCGGAACCUUUUGUUUGAAUUGGUCAAUCGCCACAUUCAAUCUUUGGUUUCCCGUGUCAGAAGGUCCAAUACUGUUGGUCUUGACCAGAGACUACUUCGCGAUCUGCUUUACGCCGGUCUCAAUUGUCCUGCAUUUAACGAGCGCCAGAAAUACACGUUGUGUAUCAACUCCGAUGAGCUCUCUGAAAUCGUGAAAUUUCCAGAUAUGGGAAAGUGGUUCCCGUUUGACACAUUGGUUAAAAUGCCAAAGUUAGAUGAGAAAACCCUUCUUUAUUACGCGAACCUCAUCUCAAAUGGAACAGUCCGCCAUCAUGCAACCACCGAGUUGCCAAACACGUUCCCAGCAGAAAAUUUCGAGCUUCAUUCUCCCUACGGACGCAUUUGGUUCGAAUGGCCAUUGGAUGUUGCGAAGCUCAUGACCUGGGAGGAUGCUGUACAGCACGAAAUGGUCAAUCUUUGCAACCUUGUCCUGAGCGGCUGGAUCUCCAACGAUAAGAUGACCAUGCUCAAUACAGGAACGGUGUCCGGGGAGUCGUCUUCUUCAAGCAGCCGCGUGUCUCGCCGACGCAACCUGACCAUUUCACCUUCUGGAACUGACAAGAGUCAGAUAAGCGAAGAUACAUCGUCGAAUGCUGGAGUAUUUGGAACCCAUUCGCGUCGUGCAAGUGACCUCCACAGUUACCAAAGCGCAUACACCAGCAACAGUGACGCUAGCUGGAGCCAGAAGUUCAUUCGUCCCACCACCAGAGCCAGGGCUGGAUUCCUUGGCCAUCGAAACACGCUGUCAUCUCCCACUUGCUUUCCUUAAAUCACAAGCUAUUUAAUGGAACCACGACGGCCUUGAGGGUCUACAGCACAAGUUUUUGCGCGCCCACCAUCAUAUCCAUAUCAAAUUGACGAUAUCCUACAUCGCCACGUUCCGUUCCGG
Aspergillus wentii DTO 134E9 is the source of this 1986-nucleotide messenger RNA. RefSeq lists its product as uncharacterized. Gene Ontology annotation, molecular function: nucleic acid binding. Lineage: Eukaryota; Fungi; Ascomycota; Eurotiomycetes; Eurotiales; Aspergillaceae. The record is from RefSeq and is a predicted model, not a curated record. The transcript has 5 exons. Bases 1 to 1866 code for a protein of 621 amino acids.